Acanthamoeba castellanii str. Neff is the source of this 981-nucleotide messenger RNA. RefSeq names its product haloacid dehalogenaselike hydrolase domain containing protein. NCBI's taxonomy places the organism in Eukaryota, Discosea, Longamoebia, Acanthamoebidae. Bases 1 to 981 code for a protein of 326 amino acids. The record is from RefSeq and is a predicted model, not a curated record. The transcript has 8 exons.
AUGGACUCUACCACCACAGCACCUUCAAACAGUACUCAGCAAGACCCACCCAUUGGCUUUGACGUGAACGACAUUGAGCGAGGAGGUGAGGUGAGGGGACCCAAGAACGCACACCUCCACAAGCCAGAGGCUAAGGUGCCUUAUGACUACGUGUUCUUCGACUGGAAGGGCACCCUGGCCAAGAAGAGCGGAAUGAACACCAAGCAGAGAACAGACCUGAGAUUGCGGCGCUUCUACGACGCGCUCAAGGAGCUGCUGCAGCACAGGAACUCCAGCAGAGAGGUCGCCAUUCGCAUCACAGAUCGUGUAUUGGAUGAACGGGCCAACAACGCCGACGUCGCAAGGGAGUCGUCCGCCUAUCAACUGCCCACGUUCGAGGACCUGCAGCAGAUCUUCGACCGGUUGAUGCACCAGCACAAGGGCGAGGAUGGCAUGCGCACCUUCUCCUGGGGUGACUUCCUAUGCGCCCUGCUGCGGGAGCUGGGGCUCGGCGGACUCGAGCAGCCCGACAAGGUGGAGGUGACGGCCGACUCGGGCCUCUACGGCGGGGCGGAGGAGAUCAUUCGCUGGCUCCGCGAGGAGGCGGGGCUGCCCGUGGGCCUCAUCCGCAACUCCAAGCUCGACGAACAAGCCAUGCGCAAACGCAUCGCCAAAGCGGGGAUCGACCCAGGACACUUCGAAGCGGUUGUGAUGGGCGGAGAGGUUGGCUUUGUCAAACCCGACCCCGAGGUCUUCGUCACCGCAGCACGGACGGCCAACAUCGAACACAUCCACUCGCGCGACCCGAGGCGUAUCCUCUUCAUCGGCAAUGAGGUCGAUGCCGACGUCUACGGCGCCAAAGGUGUGGGCUGGACGUCGGUGUUGGUGACGCACACGGAGCCCACCUCCAACGGACUCGCCGACUACGAGAUCGGCCACCUUAUGCAGCUCAAGGACAUCGUCCUCCGCAGCCGCGACGACACCGAAGAGCGCGAGCAGUGA